AUGUCUUUUGAUAUAUUUUGGGAUAAGCUUGAUAGACAAGUAGCACAAAAAGUUCAAGAUAUAAUAAAUGAACAUUUUCGUAAUACGAAUAAUAAACCUUCGUUUAUAGGGAAUAUAGAAAUAUCGGAUUUUGAUUUUGGUACUCUGCCACCAUCAAUUGAAAUUAUUGAUGUCACAGAUCCUUUUCCAGAAUUUUAUUUACCCGAUGAUGUUGUAGAAGUUGAUGUUAGAUCUGAUUCUGCUGAAUCGAGAAUACUAGGAGACGGAAUAAGAAAUGGAACCAGUAGUAAUGGGGUUGGAGUCGGGAUUGGAGUCGGGAGGGAAGGAAUGAGAGAUAGGCUUGUUAGUAAUGAACAACAAAUCUCGCAAAAUAUUUCUCCCUCUUCCAAAUCACCGUCACUUACAUCUACACCUUUAUCGCCCAUGAUUUCAUCCUCUUCGAAUGCUUCAGAUACUUCUACAGAUUAUUUAUAUUUUCAGAGGCAACAGCUAAGGUUACGAGAACAAGCAAGGACCGGAGUUCCAUUACAAUUAAGAGAGGAUUAUCACGAUAAUUUACACUCUGAAGAAGAAGUACCAUCGAAGCAAGAUACUGAUGCACAAAUUCAUAUUGCAAUAACUUACAAAGGAAAUAUGAAAAUGACCAUUUCUACCGAAUUAUAUAUGAAUUAUCCUAGUUUAAUGUUUAUGAGUUUACCUGUUAGGUUGACCGUAACAGGAUUCGAAUUUUCUGCUACAGCUGUGAUUGCAUAUCUUCGACAUCGAAUUAAUUUUUGUUUUUUGGAACCAAAAGAUCCUGAAGAAAGCCUUUUAAAAGAUGUUCACAUUGAUUCUGAAAUCGGUGAUAAAGAAAAGCAAGUUUUGAAGAAUGUAGGAAAACUAGAGAAAUUUAUUGUUGAUCAACUAAGGAAAUUAAUCGAUGAAGACCUUGUAUUUCCAAGUUAUCAAUCUAUUGAAUUAUAA
Funneliformis geosporum is the source of this 963-nucleotide messenger RNA. NCBI's taxonomy places the organism in Eukaryota, Fungi, Glomeromycota, Glomeromycetes, Glomerales, Glomeraceae. The record is from the annotation of a GenBank genome assembly.